GGCUUCGACACACAUAUUUUACGCCCAAUUAUCAAACCAUAUUACAAGGAUGGAUUUGGAAGCAAGUCAAUAGGAGAGCCACAAUGGAGACCUCAUCCCAGAAAUGCUUUGUCGGUACCCGACAGACUUGACAACACAGUGAAGUGAGUAGGACUCAGCCAACUUUCUUUGCAACCAUUUACUGACUCUUAUAAUGACUACUGCUCUACAUGUACAUGUAGGUCUUUGAAACAUUCGGUAUUUUAAAUAACCCUCCAAUCAAGGACUACAUCCAUUGGGUACCUACAUGUAACUUCUUAUGAUAGCAACUCUCUAAAUUGGCAACUCUUUUGGAAUUAAGCUGAUAGCAUUCUUGAGGAACAUGAAUGCUAACAUUCUGAUUAUCAUGAACAGUGACCAGAAGUUUGGCACAACAAAAUAAAUAAGAAAUCAUCCUUUGGUUUUAAUGGCUGAUGUAGCAUCAACAUUGAGUCCGAGCAUAAGGGCCUUUUUGUAUGAACCCAAUUUGCUAAGCUGGUCCCGGUUCAGAGAUCUUGCAUGCAUGACUUAACCCUAGAUUCUUUGUAAACAUUUUGAUUUGUUCAUGAGAGAAAGGGAUGGCUCAGUCCCCAAGAUCUUGGUCUUUUCAACACGGAUCUCUAUGGGUUAACUUAAAUGAGUACAGAAGUGUUCCCAUUGUUUUGAUAUCAGCAAAGAUUGGCCUAUUGAAAACCUCAUAGAAAUUCUUUGUUACCAAUGCUUUUAUUUAGAGGUGGCAAUGGGCUUGACUGGUUUUCUAGUCUCCGAUGUGCCUCUCUGGAGGAUACUUCACCUCGUACAUACUCUGUGCCAAAGCAAGGACUAUUGCAAGUGCCAGCACAUUACAGUACAAAUGACAGCAACAGUUCACUGAGGGAACAAGGUAGUUGUGUGAUUCAUUAUUUUAAUUCUUGAGAUCUUUGAAAUUUUUAGUGUGGCUCACUGCCCUGUUAUAACAUCCAUAUCUUACCUCUUGUAUUGUAAAUUGCUGGCAAAAACAAAACAAAACAACGAAAAACACAGCUACACACUAAGAGUUCUUUGGGUUUGGUUUGGAAGAGAACCUUUUACUGUUUCUUCAAGUUUUGAUAAAGACCAGGGGCCUGUUUCUCGAAAGUCCCGAUAAUUAACGGGUCUGGUAAGCCGUCUCCGUUUAUAUUAAAGAUCAAGGUUUCAAAAGUUUUGCUUCCAACACGAUAAAACUGUCAGUUAAUGAAAUAAAAUGGAGUAGUUUGCUAGCCAGGACCCGCGCCCUUAUUCUUUAUAUUUCGAUUUGAAUAUUUGAUUUCGGGCCCGAAAAGUUACCUGGACUUUUGAGAAAUGGGCCACAGGCCCCGGUUGUUUAAAAGGUGAAUAGCCCUAUCCACUGCAUAAAUCACUAUCCAGUGGAUAACGCAGUUAGUUUUCAUAAUACUUAUCCACUGGAUAGCGAUUCAUCCGGUGGAUAGCACUAUCCAACUUUUGAACAACCAGGACCUGUUAGUGAAUAUCCAUUGACACAGCUGGAAAUUAAAGAGCUUAAAAUUAGGAAACUUUUCAAGUAAAGGUGAGAAAUCUUCACUUGAAUGAAAUGAAAUGAAGAGUGAAAAAAUGAAGAGUCGUGGAUGAGAGGACAACAGACGUGCCCUCUUACAUAAUAUGUGAACAGAAAUGUACAAGCUUGGAUGUCAGCAUACAAAGGCGCCACUGGCAGCCACUCUCAGUCCAUUUGUGAGCUUACUGUACCCACCCAAACCAUGAUGUGAAUGAUGUGUGAAGGUUGACCACAACACCGGGGUCUAUGUCCUACUCUUUUCGAACAGUGAUGUGGGUUCUUUUAAGUCCCACAAGAACCAGAUAAGUGUAAGUGCUGUGAGACAGGACCUACGGUUUUUCGUCCUUAUCCCAGAAGACUAGAAAGUCUAACCAUUUGCAGAUGUCAUUACAAAGGCAGCACUUUCUUUUCAGUUAUUUGAACACCCUGAGUGUUGGUCCGGCCAGGGUUCAAACCUGUGACCUCCCACUCAGCAGACUGGCGCUCUCCCAACUGAGCUAACCAGGCGGCUUGCUUUAGACGUAUCACUUUUAAGCUUAAGCUUAACUGUAGAAUAGUCAAUAUCGAGAACUGCAUUACUAGGAAGCACUGGUCAACAUGACCUAUAAAAAGUGAGAGACCCAAGUUUGAUAUUCUAUGUUUAUUGACUUCCUUUUUUUUGGAAUGAAAGCAAAAUUUACUCGUUGUGUCCUUUUUUAAGCUUUUCAGGUUCCUGAAAUAGCACCAAGAACAGUACCAUUCCAGAAAGAAUUGCUGGAAGAGAGGCCUACACAACACCGGACCCAGAUUGAGUAUGACACUUAUGAUGAUUUUGAGAAAAUUUAUGCCAGGAGACCACUAGAAAUUUCUUUAAGAAUGUCUGUUGGAGCUAAAAGAGAAGGUAUAAAAAACAAUUAAAUUUUUUUAUUAUAAUUAUUAUUUAAUGAUUAAAAUUUGUUAAUAAUUAUUCUUCUUUUUGUUAUUAUUUAUGAUCCAUACUGAGGCAUUGUAGAGACUCAAAACCCUUAGUUUAUUGGGGUGGGGAUUAUGUACAGUAAUGAAGGGUAAGGAUGACUAUUUCUCUCUCUAAGGUUGAGGAAAAGUACAUGUAGUAAAGACAAAAUAGAAUUUACAUCUAAAUUCGUCACUAAUAAUGUUACCUGUAUUUUACAAUGUUCUUGAUUUAGUAUAUAACCAGAGAAAUGGCAUUCCAGCCACAUCACUAGGAGACAAGAGUUAUCAGGUACCAGAAUAUUCGCCGGAUUUCCACAAACAUGGCAGCACAAGACCGGUUAUUAACUUUGGGUAAGAACUUACUAUUUCUUUCUCAUCCAUUAGUAAAACUGGGCAAGAACUAUCCAUCUAUUGUUAAUGGCAACUCUCCUGAUGUAACAAUAAAAUGUCAGAAAAUCCAAUCAUAGACUUCAACAUUUCCUUGUUUGGCUUUGAAAGGACCUCCAGGUUCCAUUGCCACAAUGUAAUCUUAAGCUUGUACCCAGAUCUCACUCUGCCUUAUGCUGAAAAGUGAGAUCUCCCUUUCCCUUGGCCGUGGGAGAUCUGGGUAUGAGAUAGACCACAAUGCUGUGCUGUUAAUUACAUAGGAAACAACGUCUAUAGUCAUCCACAACUACAAUAGAUUUUCAUUUGUUUAAUAUAGCAUCAGUCUCUUCUUGGAGCAUCCCAAAUAAUUAUUUGCACUGUUUAUUUAUGAAUGGUAUUUGACACCUUAUAAGGCAUCAUCUAUAUACAAGGUACCAUAUUAAAAUCUGCAUUUAGUGGACACUAGAGGUUUCCUUGAGGGUGUUUGCUUUAAUACAUGCAAUACAAGAAGUUUUAUUGUAACAGGUAAUUCCACAUUUUUUUACUUAAAUUAGAUUUACAAACGUCUCAGUGUCUUACAAAGUACACUUAACAGGGUGCAAAGAAAGUCAUUUUUACCGCUUGCCAUUUGGGUAAGCUGAAGCUCGCAUUUACUAGCCCCCCAAAUUUUUUGGGUUCUUCUGUAAGUUGAAUUCCUCAAAAUACAGAAUUCACUAGCCCAAUAGCAAAAUCCACUUGCUCCGGGCUAUCGGACACUACUUUUUUUGCACGCUGCCUAAUGUAAAGAGGAAACAAACGAACAAACAAAACAAAAAGUAAAAACAAAAAAAUAUUGCAGCAGACAAUGUCUAAGUUGAUAGAAUGUACAUUAUCUUAAUAUUUAUGUACAAUAGUCAAUUGUUAAUGAGAUCACAUGAUAUUGAUUAACUUUUCCCACUUACUAAGAUGUUUAUUUAAUGUGCCUCUUUUCCUGGUGAUAUAAAGUUCAGUGUAAUGAAUUGUGCUUGUAAAAGCAUUGUUAAAACAAGAAAAAAUAAUUAGAAGUAACAUCAUUUGAUGUUUCUAUGUAUCCAUGGAUACAUGUACACCAAAAUGUUGAAUACCGGUAAGUAUGAUUCUACAAAUCAAUGAUUUGACAUCUUUUUUUGUUGUGUUUGUAGGGGAUCUCUAAAGUAUGUACCAGAUACCUUCGUUCCUCUCCAGGAUCUGCCUAUGAGACCCAGGUAA
Molecule: messenger RNA, 4078 nt
Organism: Porites evermanni
Lineage: Eukaryota; Metazoa; Cnidaria; Anthozoa; Scleractinia; Poritidae
Source: the annotation of a GenBank genome assembly